Messenger RNA from Phaeodactylum tricornutum CCAP 1055/1, 654 nucleotides. RefSeq lists its product with no specific name. Gene Ontology annotation, biological process: protein targeting to membrane. The coding region runs from base 1 to 579 and encodes 192 amino acids. The record is from RefSeq and is a predicted model, not a curated record. Gene Ontology annotation, cellular component: cytoplasm; nascent polypeptide-associated complex. NCBI's taxonomy places the organism in Eukaryota, Bacillariophyta, Bacillariophyceae, Surirellales, Neidiaceae. The transcript is spliced from 2 exons.
AUGCCCGAGAUUGAAGAAAUCGACGAUGUCCCCGAGCUCGAAGUUCAGGAAGAAGAUGACGAUGUUCCUGAUUUGGAAACCCAGGGCAUGGACCCCGCUAUGCUCGCUCAGGCGCAGGCCAUGAUGCAGCAGGAAGAGUUCAAGCAGCAGAACCGCAACGAAAAGAAGUCGCGCAAAGCCAUGCAAAAGCUGGGCAUGCGGGCCAUUCCGGGCGUCCUCCGUGUGACGGUCAAGAAGUCCAAGAACGUUUUGUUCGUGAUUCACAAGCCAGACGUCUUCAAGUCGCCCAACGCCGACACGUACGUUGUCUUUGGCGAAGCCAAGUCGGAAGACGCCGGUGCCGCCUCGCAGGCGGCUGCUGCUAAGCAAUUCCAGCAACAGCAGGCCGCGUCGGCUGUUACCAGUAUGUCCCAGGCACCGGAACCCGAAGAAGAAGGGGAAGCAGAUGAAACAGGACUGGAAGCGAAAGAUAUCGAACUUGUCAUGGCCCAAAUCAAUUGUACACGAGCCACUGCCGUCAAGGCGCUCAAGGAGAAUGAUUGCGAUUUGGUCAAUGCGAUUAUGAGUUUAACCAAAUAGAACAGUGAAGCUGACCGCAUUUAUUGAAAGACGUGGUUGACUCUUAACAUCAUAUUAUUAAAAAGUUUCACCUGC